Molecule: messenger RNA, 3204 nt
Organism: Peromyscus leucopus (white-footed mouse)
Lineage: Eukaryota; Metazoa; Chordata; Mammalia; Rodentia; Cricetidae
Product: CD177 antigen
Biological process (GO): leukocyte cell-cell adhesion; regulation of integrin-mediated signaling pathway; positive regulation of neutrophil degranulation
Cellular component (GO): plasma membrane; plasma membrane raft
Source: RefSeq, a predicted model, not a curated record
AUGUGGGUGCUGGUACUGAAUUGGGGUUUCCGUCAGAGCCAGCCAGUUCAAUGUGCUGACCUCCUGGGAGUCACCACUCUGUCACCCUGUAUACCAGCUCUGAGCUGUCAGAGGGCCAUAAUAGAGGCUGUGCGAAAUGCCUCGGAGCUGCCUGAGUGGAAAACCAGUGAGAAAACCUGUGAGGUUGGUGAGGGUUGCCAAGACCUGGUGAUGCUCCUGGAGAAUGGACCCCGAAUACACUUGCUGAUCAUCAAGGGAUGCGUUAAGGCUGAGGACCAGGAGCCCCGGGUUACCUGGCUCAGGACCGGUCCUGGGCUCUCUAUCGUCUCCUACACCCGUGUGUGUCACCAUAGUGACUUCUGCAAUGAUGUGUCCAGCACUGAGGUUCUUGGGGACCUACCCACACCCACAGGUGCCAUGGGGAGGAAGGAUGACAUUCCAGGGUCCCUGCGCUGCCCACUCUGCCUUUCUAAAGAUGGCUGUGAGAACGCACCCGAGCAGGUCUGCCCCACAGGCAGCUCACACUGCUACAGUGGAAUCCUCAGGCUCAGGGGAGAGAGCAUCACCACCAAUCUGAGGGUGCAGGGCUGCAUGCCCCAGCCAGCCUGCAACCUGCUCAAUGGCACCAAAGCAAUCGGGCCCUUGGAUAUGAGUGAAAACUGUGGUCUUCAGUUGGGUGAGGCCAAAGCUCUGGACUGCAACAGUGGGACCUUGGACACUGUACGGAACGUCGAUCUGCACCUGAGCUGGACAACUGGCUGAAAAACCUGUGAGGCCGGCCAGGGAUGCCAGGAAACAUUGAUGCUAAUACAGAAUGGAAAAGAAUUUCACAUGGUUCUCACUAGAUGUACUAGUGAUUCAAACAGAGAGGCUCGAAUCACCAGGCAUAGGACAGGCCCCGGAAUCUCCAUAAUCACCUACGUCCAUGUGUGCCGCCACGAGGACUUCUGUAAUGACCUGUCUACAACUAGAAAUCUUUGGAUCCCACCCUCUGGCACAGUGCCAGGGACGCUGCGCUGCCCACACUGCCUUUCAACCCGUGGUUGUGAGAACGCCCCUGAGCAGGUCUCUGAAGGCAGCUCACACUGCUACAGAGGAGUCCUUCAGGCUCAGGGAGAGGGCAUUGAUACCAGCCUGAAGGUACAGGGCUGCGUGCCACAGGCAGGCUGCAACCUGUUUAAUGGUACCAAGGCAAUUGGACCUAUAGAUGUGCUUGAGGACUGUGGACCCAGUCAGGUGAAGGCUCUGAAAUGCCAGCAUGGGACAUUGGAGAUCACAAGGAAUGUAUCGCAGCUGCCGCUCCAAUGGACAGCUGCCAGACACUGUGAUGUUGGUGAAGGCUGCCAAGACACGCUGUUGAUGAUAGAGAACGGGGAGAAGGUGAAUUUGGUUCACAAGGGCUGCACUACUGCUGAGGACCAAGAGGCCAAAGUCACAGAGCACAGGACUGGCCCGGGGCUGUCUGUCACCUCCUACACACGAGUGUGCCGCCUAGGAGACUUCUGCAAUGGCCUGUCUACCACAGCCCCUCUCUGGGCUCCACCCCCUGUGACAGCCCCAGGGACCACACGCUGCCCACUCUGCUUUUCUACAUGCUGUGAGAAUCCACCCAAGCAGGUCUGCCCUGCAGGCAGCUCACACUGCUACAGUGGAGUCCUCAGCCUCAGGGAGGGGAGAUCAUCUCCAAUCUGAGGUGCAGGGCUGCAUGUCCAGCCAGGCUGCAAUCUGUUCAAUGGCACCCAGACAAUUGGACCCAUGAAUGUACGUGAGACUGCACCCUGGUGUUUCCCCUCCACAGCUACUCUGACCUGUUACAAGGGGAUCAUGGUGAAACCUGGCAGUGGCUUUGCUGAGACAGCUGUCGAGUGGUCUGCACCAUGGACCCUGGCGUGUGAACCUGAGGAGUUAUGUCAGGAGACCCUCCUGCUUGUGGACGUAGGACCCAAAACACUCCUAAUAGGGAGCAAAGGCUGCAUCAGACCUGGGGCAGAGGACAGUGCCGGUGUCUCCAUACACUCCCGGCCCCCUGGAAUACUGGUGGCUUCCUAUUCACGCUUCUGUUCCUCCAACCUGUGCAACGAGGCCAGCAGCAGCAGCGUCCUGCUGAGCCCCCUCCCUCGUCCAAGUAUCCUUCCCCCUGGAGACCUGUGGUGUCCGGCGUGUGUGGGGUUAUACGGAUCCUGCUUCAAUGACAACAGCUUUGUCGCCUGCCCUCGGGGUACCACUCGCUGUUAUAAUGGUGACAUUGUGCUCCAGGGAGGUGGCCUGUCUUUCACAAUGAGCAUUCAGGGAUGCAUGUCCUCAUCUGGCAAACUUUACUGGGGGACUCCAAAACAAUUGAUCUUCUCCGCAAAAGAAUUCUUUGAGGACAAAGAUGAUGAAAAGCCUCUGGAUGGAGGUGCCUCAGCCCCUUCCCUCGCCUGGCAUCUAGUGCCAGCCACUAGCACUGUAUACCUUCAGCAGCCACGGCCACCACCACUGCUGCCACCUCCUCACCCACUCCAGCGAGACCUCGAGCCCCACAUUCCUCACCUCCGCUGGACCCCCCAACACUACCGCAACCGCUGCACUACUGCCAAGUUUCUUCACUACACAGUUUAUGCCAAUAGACCUGGAAUCUUGGCUGCCAUGUAUAUCAAAUGCUGUGAAAGUGAUCUGCACAGUAGUGCUGCCAUCAGCCAAGUCCUACUUGACUACAUCAAUAUUUCAGCCUCCUAUCAGUCAAAAAACAUCAGGUGUCCUGUCUGCUUGAACUAUCAGGGCUCCUCCGCAAAAACUGUCUUCUGUCCAAAGGACACUGGUUGUUAUGACGGCGACAUUGCCAUUGAAGGAGGAGGGGGGCUGGAGCCUGGACUCCUGGGUGUGGAGUUUAAUGCCAAUUUUAGCAUUAAAGGAUGUCUGGACGUGACUGCUGGAGACAUAUUUAAGAAAGACGAAACACUUGGGAUCUUCAGCGUGUUGGAAAACAUGAACUCAAUGACUGUGUGUGCCACCACACCAGUGAUGGAGCAUCAGAGUCCUGGGAAACAGAUGCUGGAAGACAAAGACAGCAGACCUGCCUUUGAAACACGCUGUUUUAAUUCCAUCACUCCUGACACAGAGGCCUGCUGGUCUGAGUUUAAGACCAGCUUGGCUGCUUUCCUGCCUGAGGAGCUUUUUCCAACCAAUCCAGGCUCCCAAUCCAGGCAGCUCAGCUGGUUUUGA